AGAAAAAGAAAUCUUUGUUUAACCAUGACUAGGGGAUAAAAGAGAAGUCAAUUUUUGUACUUGCCAAUCCUACAUCUACUAAUUUCCCAUCACGGUUUUCAUAAAUUUCCCUUCUUGUUAUCUCAUCUUUCUGUUGAUUUUCCCUCUUCCUCCUCGCGCAUCCCAAGAAAUCUAACGCAAUUUCAGUUAGCUGAAUCUGCCCCGAAAACAAAAAAAACAUCAAUAUAUUUCCGAUUUUUUUUUCCGGUGAACUUUGGGUUCGAUUGACUCAAAGCAAAGAUGCUGGAGAAGAUCGGGCUUCCGGCGAAGCCGUCGCAGCGCGGGAACAAUUGGGUGGUUGAUGCCUCACACUGUCAAGGAUGUUCUUCGCAGUUCACCUUCAUCAAUCGCAAGCAUCAUUGCCGCAGAUGUGGGGGUUUGUUCUGCAACAGCUGCACCCAACAAAGGAUGGUUUUACGCGGACAAGGCGAUUCACCUGUGCGGAUUUGCGAACCUUGUAAAAAGCUAGAGGAGGCAGCACGCUUCGAAAUGCGCUAUGGACACAGGAAUAGAGCUGGGAGAGGGAAGACGAAAUCAACAUUGGAGUCUGAGGAUGAAGUAUUAAACCAGAUCUUAGGCGAUGAUAGAAAGGAGGCUUUUGCAUCAGGACUGGGAUCAAGCAGCAAAACAAGUUCCAAUAUUCAGGGAGCGUCAAGUUUCAAUGCUCAAGAAGUUGUUGCUCUGGGUGAGGGAAGUGAAGCUCGUAGAAGUCCUUCCACUGAUGAUCGGUUUAAUACAAUGGGUGAGAUGGGCACUGCUAGCCCUGAGGAUUUGCGACAGAAAGCUUUGGAAGAAAAAAAGAAGUACAAAGUACUAAAAGGAGAAGGAAAAUCAGAUGAAGCUUUAAGAGCAUUUAAAAGAGGAAAGGAGCUUGAAAGGCAGGCUGAUGCAUUGGAGUUAACUUUAAGAAGAAAUUGUAGAAAGGCUUCGCUUUCUGCAAGUGUAGAAGAGGUCCAGACAAAAGAUGUUCCUGGCGAAUCUAGAAGUAGAAGUAAGGUUGCUCGUUUAGAGAGUAAAGAGAAAAAUGACCUUACGGCUGAGCUCAGAGAACUUGGGUGGUCUGAUAUGGAUCUGCAUAAUGAAGACAAAAAAGGGACAAAUAUGACUCUCGAAGGUGAGCUCUCUUUUCUUCUUGCUGAAAUCUCAGAUAGGCCUAAAAAUGUUAAGGGUACAAAUGCUAUUGACAAAACUCAAGUUAUUGCUCAUAAAAAGAGAGCCCUUCUGCUGAAGCGUGAAGGAAAGAUGGCGGAAGCCAAGGAAGAACUAAAGAGAGCAAAAGUUUUAGAAAAGCAACUUGAAGAACAGGAACUUUUGGCUGAGGCUGAAGAAGAUGAUGAUGAUGAUGAACUUUCGGAAUUGAUCCAUAGUAUGAACAGUGAUAAAAAUGAAUUGUCUUCUAAUCUAUAUGAGCAACAGCAUGAUUUUGAUUUUGGCAGUCUUCUAGGUGCUGCUGGUGAUCAGAUUAUUGACAGUAAUUUUGAUGUAACGGAUGAGGAUAUGGAGGAUCCAGAGAUAGCUGCUGCUUUGAAAUCAUUAGGAUGGACUGAAGAUUCUGAUAACCCUAAAACCACUGUUACCCAGAUUGUUUCAGUUGACAAGGAAUCACUGUCGAAAGAAAUCCUAUCCUUGAAAAGAGAGGCUGUUAACCAGAAGCAGGCAGGUAAUGUUUCAGAGGCAAUGGCUCUGCUAAAGAAGGCAAAACUACUAGAAAGGGACCUUGAAAGCUUUGAGUCUCAUGAAGGAAAAGUUGGAAUAGAUUCCGAUAGUGUUCAGAUGGAUCCUACUUCUCAAGCUGCUAGUAAAUCAUCAAAGUCAUCCGUGGUCAGUGACGAAAAUAUAAAUGCAACAAAAGAGAGAGACUCCAAAUUUUCACCAAGGAGUAAACUGAUGAUUCAAAAAGAGCUUCUGGGUUUGAAAAAGAAGGCUCUUGCAUUGAGAAGGGAAGGGCGGUUGGAUGAGGCAGAAGAAGAAUUAAAGAAAGGGAAGAUUCUUGAGCAUCAGCUUGAAGAGAUGGACAGGGCUAUGAAUGUGAAGGUUGAGCCUGUGGCUGCUCGUAAUAAGGACCCGAAGAAGGGAUAUAAGCAUCCUGAUUUCUCUAACAAAGUGCCUAUUGUAGAUGAGGAGGGAGAUGACGUAACUGAUCAAGAUAUGCAUGAUCCAGCGUAUCUUUCCCUUCUAAAGGAUUUAGGCUGGAAAGACGAACAGAAUGACCAGGCUAACUCUUUAUCAGAAUCUCAUGACAGAUAUGUUAAUAUUCCUGAGCAUAUUGAUGAAACCUCUGUACCUCAAGCUACACCUGUUGUUCCAGUUAGGCGAUUAAGAAGUAGAGCUGAAAUGCAAAAAGAGCUCUUGGGUUUGAAAAGGAAAGCCCUUGUGCUGAGGCGCCAAGGAGAGAGUGAGGAUGCGGAGGAAGUGCUGAGGAUGGCAAAAGAUUUAGAGGUGCAAAUGGCGGAGAUGGAACAACCAAUAAAAGAAGUUCAGCUUGACCUUGGUACACACAAAGCAAAUGCCAUAAAGUCUCUUAAAAGUGCAGAUGAGGAAGAUGAUGCAGGGGUCAUCACGGAAAAGGAUAUGUGUGACCCUGAAAUGCUAUCAAUGCUGAAGAACUCGGGACGGAAUGAGGAAGAACAUGAAACUAAAAUCAUGCAUGCAAAGGAAAAAGAAACUGCUGUUAAUUCUGUACAUUCUGAUGCCGUGUCUCUUAUUCAACCUUCUCUUCCGAUUGUCGUUCCUGCAAAAAGAAGUAAAGGUGAAAUCCAAAGGGAACUCUUAAAUUUGAAAAGAAAGGCCUUUACUCUGAGAAGGAAAGGAGAAACUGAAGAGGCCGAGGAAGUGCUGAAGAUGGCCAAGGUUCUAGAGGCUCAAAUGGAAGAACUAGAAGUCCCAAAACAGGCACAUCUGCAUGAAGUCUUCAAAGAUGAGAAACCCGAUAGUUUUGGAUCCCUGAUUAACCAAGAAAGGCAUGAAAAUCUAGCUGGUAUUGCGGGUAUAAGUGGAGGAAUGUCCCAGGCAACAUCAAUUACCACUAGCAAGCUUAUUGAAUUUUCAAGUGAUGUCGAAAGCAUGGGAAGUGACACAGCACGUCAUACAUCAAGGAAUUCUGAUCUUCCAAUUCCUCUUAACUCACAGCUAAUUGAAGGAGACCAAAUGAUAGAAAGCACUAGUAUCCCUCCUCCUGGUGACUCGGUAAACUUGGUAGAUCUGUUAACAGGAGAUGACUGGAGAGGUCCUCAAAUGUCUGCUGAACAACAAGACAUGGCUCUUAUUGAUGAGAAGCCUCAUGUUCAGGCAUCAAAUUCUGUUAAAGAAACUCCUACGGUAAGGAAUGACGAUGUUAAAACUGAAAAACAAGAAAAUAUGGUACUUGUUGAUGAGAAGCAACAUGAUUAUGAAGCAAAUUCUACAGAGGAAAAUGCUUCUCCGAGUAAUGAAAGUGCCCUUAAGCAAGACGUUUUGGCUCGUAAAAGGAAGGCAGUAGCUUUAAAGAGAGAAGGGAAACUCGCAGAAGCUCGCGAAGAACUUCGGCAGGCGAAGUUGUUGGAGAAGCGUCUUGAGAAAGACGAUGACAAAGCCAAAACCAGUCCAGCUAAGGAGUCAGAUUCCACGUCCAAUGUUUCUUCUGUUGGUCAAAAGGAGCGUGGUUCAUCGAAUACUCCUCCAAAAUCAAUUUCCAGCCGCGACCGCUUCAAGUUGCAACAGGAGUCCCUCGCUCACAAGCGUCAGGCUCUGAAGCUGCGAAGAGAGGGUAGGACUGAAGAAGCGGAAGCUGAGUUUGAAUUGGCCAAGGCACUUGAGACCCAAUUGGAGGAGUUGUCUGCUCAAGAUUCUGUUGAACCAGAAAACGAUGUUGGUGUUGAGGAUUUCCUCGAUCCUCAGCUUCUGUCCGCCUUAAAAGCAAUAGGCAUAGAAGAUGCUAAUGUGGUACCUCGUGUUGCUGAUAAACCACAAUCUUCAAAGCCUAAUGUUGGUAAGAUUGAAAGCCCUAACCAAGAGAGAAUUAAGCUGGAAGAGCAGAUAAAGGCAGAGAAGGUAAAGGCACUAAACUUGAAACGCUCAGGAAAGCAAGCUGAGGCCUUGGAUGCGCUUAGAAAGGCCAAACUACUUGAAAAGAAGCUGAAUUCCUUAUCCUGAAUCUCUUUAGUUUUGAGUUCAAGAAAUGAGGACAUUGCCUUUUAAGCUGGAAAAGCUCCUUCGUAUAAAGCUAGGUUAACUCCAUACAUGAAGAAUACAGAAGACAGAAAUGUGGAAGAAGAAAUUCGGUGGCAACACCAUGAUGCUCAAGGUCUUCCGUGGCGGUUCGAUUCUUUUCGAUCUCCCUCUGCCUUCCGCUCCUAGCGUGAAUUUCUUGUGAAGUGCUCCUUCAAUUCCACGUAAAGUCAUUAGUCCCAAGGAUUCAUACAUCAUCAUCUGAAUUGGUUUAUUUCCUUCAGCUGCUACUGCAAGAGAAUAAAGUAAAGGCUAAGUAAUUAUUCAAAGAAAAAUGUAAAGGCUAAACUGGCAUUCCAAGACCAGAGUUCGUGAGAUUGGGCAUGCCCAUAUAUGGUCCUGUUUUCUGUAGCUUUAGUCACUUCAUGUGUGACCAAAACAUUGUCCAAAUGCACCCUAUUAUUCUCUUUAUUUUUUUUUAAUUUUUUUUUUCAAGUCAUUCCUUUUAUUUAUUAAU
Morus notabilis is the source of this 4702-nucleotide messenger RNA. RefSeq lists its product as uncharacterized. Gene Ontology annotation, molecular function: metal ion binding; protein binding. The record is from RefSeq and is a predicted model, not a curated record. The coding region runs from base 280 to 4170 and encodes 1296 amino acids. NCBI's taxonomy places the organism in Eukaryota, Viridiplantae, Streptophyta, Magnoliopsida, Rosales, Moraceae. The transcript has 4 exons.